AUGCGGGAUGGGAUGGCGGGAAGGUGGUGGUGCACCGAAGAGAGGGCAUGGCCUCUUCGGGGAGGCCAGCUCUUCAUGAGCGCAGUUACUCGGCUUCUUGGAAAAUCUUCACUGACGAUUCAGUUUGUGGAAGGACAGUUUGUUGAUUCAUAUGAUCCAACCAUAGAGAACACUUUUACAAAACUGAUCACAGUAAAUGGCCAAGAAUAUCAUCUUCAGCUGGUUGACACUGCUGGCCAAGAUGAAUACUCCAUAUUUCCUCAGACGUACUCCAUAGACAUCAAUGGCUACAUUCUUGUUUAUUCAGUCACGUCAAUAAAAAGUUUUGAAGUGAUAAAAGUUAUCCAUGGCAAGUUAUUGGAUAUGGUGGGAAAAGUCCAAAUACCCAUUAUGCUGGUUGGAAAUAAAAAAGACCUGCAUAUGGAACGGGUGAUCAGCUACGAAGAAGGGAAAGCUUUAGCAGAAUCCUGGAACGCAGCUUUCUUGGAAUCUUCUGCUAAAGAAAAUCAGACUGCCGUUGAUGUUUUUAAGAGGAUAAUUUUGGAGGCAGAAAAAAUUGAUGGGGCAGCUUCACAAGGGAAGUCUUCAUGCUCAGUAAUGUAAUUCCACUGCAAAACCUGAAAACACUGGGAAUACAUUCUACCUGAAGAAGCAAAACUGCCCAUUAUCUUUAAGGAUAAACUAUGCUUCUUUUUUUUAUUUUUUUUUUCUUCUGUUAACCUGAAAGAUAAACAGUUGGUUUGGAGCCUUUCUCUUCAGAUUACGUUAAACUCGACUCCUGUGCAAAUGGCUUCACUUCCAUUUUCAAAUUUUAAGCAAUCAUAUUUUCAAUUUCUAUAUUGUAUUUCUUAAUAUUAUGACCAAGAAUUUUACUGGCAUUAAUUUUUCAGUGUAGUUUGUUGGUUAGAAUAAUCAUCAAAAUGAUGCAUAUUGUUACACUACUAUUAACUAGGCUUGGAUAUCAGUGUUUCUUUGUGUUAAAUGUAUACUUGUAAAUAAAAUAGCUGCAAACC
Messenger RNA from Nipponia nippon (crested ibis), 1013 nucleotides. Lineage: Eukaryota; Metazoa; Chordata; Aves; Pelecaniformes; Threskiornithidae. The record is from RefSeq and is a predicted model, not a curated record.